Messenger RNA from Porites evermanni, 1643 nucleotides. NCBI's taxonomy places the organism in Eukaryota, Metazoa, Cnidaria, Anthozoa, Scleractinia, Poritidae. The record is from the annotation of a GenBank genome assembly.
AUGACGAAUGAGCCGCCGAUGGGUCUCAGGGCGAAUCUGUUGCGGUCAUACCACAGCGACCCCAUAUCGGACCCGGCGUUUUUCAAUGGCUGCAAUAAAACCAAAGUAAGUUUUGUUGUGUUCCUUGUGUUCCUCAACCUGGUGUUGUUGCUGUUGCUUAACUUGUAGCUAUUCCCUGCAGGUUUGGAAGAAAUUGCUGUUCAGUUUGUGUUUCUUCCAUGCGCUAGUCCAAGAGAGAAGGAAUUUUGGUCCGUUGGGUUGGAAUAUUCCUUAUGAGUUCAACGAGUCCGACCUCCGGAUAAGCGUGCGCCAACAACAGGUGAGCAACGCUCAGUACUUUUACCCUUUCACUACUAAAGAUGGCUUAAGUCAAGAUUGAACAGCAGUUCUAAAUUUCAUUUUGAAAAAUGUUGUAAAGCAUGUAGUACCAUGUGAAAGUACCGCUGAAGAGGUUUCAUUCGAAUGGUCACUACAUGGAUAUCAUCCAUAGAUUCAAUAGUUAGAACUACAUACGAAACAAAUAGUACCAUGUGAAAGUACUGCUGAAAAGGAUUCAUUUGAAUGGUCACACCAUAGGAUUUCAUCCACAGACGCAAAAGUUAGGACUACGUGCAAAACAAAUAAUACCAUGUGAAAGAACUGUUGAAGAGGUUUCAUUUGAAUGGUCACAUCAUAGGAUUUUGUCCUCAGAGUCAUUCAGCUCUGGCAGCAGACGAGUUAAUGAUCCUUACUCGGAAUUAGAAUUUCGAUUUUAUUCAAGUUCAUUCAUUUCUAAAAAUUUAUUUAAUUUUAAAAGCAGUGAACUAAGAUAAAAAGGUGCCACAGACGAGUUCCGCAAGUCUGGGACGGCGUAUUUUUGGAAGCAAGUGGACGGGGUGUAUGUUAUUUAAUAUUACAAUCGCAGUACCUAGAUAAAGCACAUAUGAGAUGUUAUGCGCUUGCUUCACCGUACACAUUUGUAAUUAGCUCUGUGGGACCUGUAGCUGACAGAGACGAAAAUAACUUUAUUUCUGUGUCAAACAUACUACUGCAGUCUUGAAGUUAGGGGACUGUUUCCCUCUACAGAUGUUUCUUAAUGAUUAUGAUGAUGUUCCGCUGGAGGCUCUAACCUAUCUUACUGGACAGUGCAACUACGGAGGAAGAGUCACCGAUGAGAGAGACAGGUAGUUAACUCUUGAAGUUCUAACUGCAUGGUUUUCCCGCGAAAGACGUGUGAAGAUCGAUUCAUAAUAAAAAAAAAAAGUAUAUGAGAAUUAAUGAAAUUCUCACCAGAGGAAACAUUGCUUUGAUCUUUUAAAAAAUUCUGUCAACUAAUGUUUUAAGGAAAUGUAUGGAGAUCAGUUUGGAGAAUUUGUAUGAGGAUCUUGGGGCUUUAAGGGUUAAUUUAAAUACUUGCAAGCUGAACUCUUUUGACAGAAGCAUAGGAUACUGUUUCAGAGACCAUUUUUACGAUUUAUUGUCCUACUAAUCGUUACCAGCACAACCCGCCACCAUAAAUUUCAUCAUCAUCAUCGUCAAUAGCAUCAAAAACUCGUCAUCAUCUAUGCCAUCCUCGUCUCAUCUCCAUCGUCAUCAUCAUUGUCAUCAUCAUUAUCACCAUCGCAUCAUGAACAUUAUCGUUAUUAUUAUAAUUUUUUCCUAGG